GUCAACACAGGAAGUAAGGAUGGCGACCGCCUACGAAAGGUUCAAUUUGCACGCGACUGUAGACAAGUUCUACAUCGAGGCCUGUGACGAUGGCGCCACUGAUGUCCUUGUCAUCGAUCGCAUUUCCACAGAGAUGACGCUCACAGGAACUCAUGACAUCCCUCCAUCUGGCAUCACUCGGCCCAUCUGUGGCAUCAUGGGAACCAUACGACUGGUGGCUGGUAUGUACCUGAUUGUCAUCACCCGUAAGAAGAAGAUGGGGGAGCUGGCAGGCCACACGGUGUGGAAGGCCACUGAGUUUGACAUCAUCCCCUACAAGAAGACCAUGAUGCACCUACUAGAGCCACAGCUUCAGGAUAACCAGGCGUUCCUCAACAUGAUCAACAGUGUGCUGAACACCGAUGGCUUCUUCUUCUGCACCGACUACGACCUCACACACACCCAGCAGAGACUGGCCAACACCAGCCCCGACUUCCAGGAGAUGAGCCUGCUCGAACGAGCAGAUCAGAGGUUUGUUUGGAACGGAAACCUUCUACGAGACAUCAUUGGUCAGCCUGAACUCCACAAAUUUGCCUUCCCCGUCAUUCACGGCUUCGUGGUGAUGAAGCCCUGCAGUAUCAAUGGGAAGAUCUUUGAAUGGAUCCUCAUCUCCAGGCGAAGCUGCUUUAGGGCCGGAGUACGCUACUACGUCAGAGGCAUUGACUCUGAGGGCCACGCUGCAAACUUUGUGGAGACAGAGCAGAUUGUGCAGUACCAAGGCGGCCGCUCCUCCUUUGUCCAGACUCGGGGUUCAAUGCCGUUUUUCUGGUCCCAGCGGCCCAACCUGAAGUACAAGCCUAAACCCCUGAUCAGCAGCAGCACCAAUCACAUGGACGGCUUCAAGAGGCAUUUUGAGUCUCAAGUGCUGAUCUAUGGAAAGCAGGUCAUCCUCAAUCUGGUAAAUCAGAAGGGCUCAGAGAAACCUCUGGAGGAGGCCUUUGCCAAGAUGGUGGACAACAUGGGCAACAGCCUGCUCAAGUAUAUUGCCUUUGACUUCCACAAGGAGUGCAGUAAGAUGCGCUGGCAUCGGCUUCAAAUCCUGGUGGAUGCUGUAGCUGAAAACCAAGAUGACUAUGCGUAUUUCUGGGUGGACUCUGAUGGCAAGGUUGCGUCCCAGCAGACCGGUACCUUCCGCAGUAACUGCAUGGACUGUCUGGACCGCACCAACGUCAUCCAGAGCCUACUGGCCCGACGCUCACUACAGAACCAGCUGCAGAGAAUGGGUGUUCUUCAUGUUGGACAGAAGGUUGAGGAGCAGGCAGACUUUGAGAAGAUCUACAAAAACGCCUGGGCUGACAAUGCUGAUGCCUGUGCUAAACAGUAUGCAGGCACUGGGGCCCUCAAGACCGACUUCACCAGGACGGGGAAGAGAUCUCAGUGGGGCCUGGUGAUGGACGGCUGGAACUCCAUGAUCCGCUACUACAAGAACAACUUCUCAGAUGGAUACAGACAGGAUUCCAUCGACCUGUUCCUGGGCAACUACACAGUGGAUGACUCCGAGGGACCAACACCCUUACAAGUGCAAAAGGACUGGAAGUUCAUGAUGCUGCCUCUGGUCCUGUUGGUGGCCUUCUCCAUGUGUAUCCUCUGCCUCCUUAUGGCCGGUGACACCUGGACCGAGACGUUGGCCUACGUGAUGUUCUGGGGCAUGGCCAGUGCGGUGACCACUGCAGUCAUCGUCUUCAACGGGAGGGACUUUGUGGACGCCCCCAAACUGGUCCAGAAAGAGAAGCUGGACUGAGACAGUGUGUGUCGCUGUUUGUUUGUUUGUGUGCGUGUGUGUGUGUGUGUGUGUCUUUGCGUGUGUGUUUGGGUGUGUAAAACGGUUGUACUCUGCAGUUUGUAUUUCUUCUCUUCUCAACUGGACUUGCUGCCUCUCCCUUUCUGCUGGAUGCAACACCUCCAAAUGUCUUUUUUUUCUGGUUUUCUUUUGUUUUUUUCCCAUAAUUCUCUGUGAUGAACACUACACCUUACUUCCUUCUCCAAGCCUCAUCUGAAGUUCCAAUAACCCUGUUUGUCCUUUUUCCAGUCAGCAGUGUUCCCUCUGCACUUGUACCAAUGUUGAAUAAUGGUUCAGAAAUGCCCUCAGCCUCAGCUCACAGUUGUGGUCACCUUAAUGCAUGGUCACCUCGGAUGGAAUUCAUGCCUGAAGUUGAAAAUGUUGUUUCCAUACAGAGGUGAAAGGCGGUGUGAGGGUCAAAUUGAUUCCCUCCAUAAACCAGAUGUGGUUUAUUUAACCCCUUAAAACACUACUCCUGUUAUUGAAUCAGCUGUUACCAGAAUGGCAAUGAUCAAGUCGUAAUGUAUUACUAAAGGUGCACUAAACUGUGUACUGUCAUAAUGGUGUAGUACUAUGGUAGUUACAUUUUUUUUCAGUUGCUAUUACAACAUCCCAGUCGGGGGACAGUGUCUGGUAAGGGGCUACGAUUGGCUAUGCCUUCAGGCUUUCAUCUGAUUGAUUCUUGCCUGUCUAAGCGGGUAUAUGUAGAUCUCCUCGUGAUGAUUUUAAAAAUAUAUAUUUUCAGGGCGCUUCCGAUAUCAUGGCAUUUUGGUUUUGCACUUUCUCCUGUGGGGCAUCAGUACAAUAAAAAGGAUAGGUUUCAUGAUAGGUGAAAUAGACUAUGUUUACAGUUCCGUACUGUCUGCCAUUGAAUGUAAGUAGCUGUACUGGAAUAUACACUAAACUUAUUUAACUAAUAAAGUUUAAAUCCUGUUAAUAAUCAUAAUAAAACUAUGGCAAGUGAAAUCUGA
Engraulis encrasicolus (European anchovy) is the source of this 2790-nucleotide messenger RNA. It is a transcript of the gene sacm1la, whose product is annotated as SAC1 like phosphatidylinositide phosphatase a. Gene Ontology annotation, cellular component: endoplasmic reticulum. Gene Ontology annotation, biological process: phosphatidylinositol dephosphorylation. Gene Ontology annotation, molecular function: phosphatidylinositol-4-phosphate phosphatase activity. NCBI's taxonomy places the organism in Eukaryota, Metazoa, Chordata, Actinopteri, Clupeiformes, Engraulidae. The coding region runs from base 20 to 1780 and encodes 586 amino acids. The transcript has 20 exons. The record is from RefSeq and is a predicted model, not a curated record.